Molecule: messenger RNA, 1434 nt
Organism: Papaver somniferum (opium poppy)
Lineage: Eukaryota; Viridiplantae; Streptophyta; Magnoliopsida; Ranunculales; Papaveraceae
Exons: 7
Coding region: 1-1434 (477 amino acids)
Molecular function (GO): zinc ion binding
Source: RefSeq, a predicted model, not a curated record
AUGGUGUCAAAGUGCCUUUCCUCUACAUUCAGCGACGUCGACAACAAUUCAGAACUGAUUAGGGAAGAUAGAGAUAGUUAUGAAACUGAUGGAAAGGAAAUUGUUAAACCUCUUCUGUCUGAUGGGUGGGAGAAUGUUUUUGAUGAUCCGAACAAGCUUUUUCGUGGUGGUGUUGAUGCUGUUCGGUUGGCCUGUCAAAAGUAUUGUUUGAAGACUGGGUAUCGCGUAACAAAGGUGAAGAAUGAUCGUGAAAGGAUAAAAAAGUAUGUUGGGAGGCACACUUGUGGAGCUGGUGUGAAGUUGAGAAGUCCUAAAGUAUCGAAGAAGCUGUUUAACAAUGCAACUCAGACAUUUGAAAGGUUAUUCAUUGCAAUAGGCGCUUGUAUUGAAGGUUUUUAUCCGCUAGCCUUUGCAUUGGUCCCAGGAGAGGAUGUUGACAAUUGGGAUUGGUUUAUGUGCAAUCUUAGCAACAUUGUUGAUGACCGUCCUAUCACCUUUAUGUCUGAUCGUCAUGAAGGAUUGUUAAGGCCUAUUCCUAAACACUUUCCUACUUCCCAUCAUGGCUAUUGUUACUACCACUUGCAAGGAAACUUACCAAUCAGGAAAUCGGACGAGAAGUACAAAGAAGUUAUGGCUUGUUUCAAAAAAGCAACUUAUGCUCUCACACCAGCAAGAUAUGAAGAAGCACUAAUGGAAAUAGAGUUAAUGGGAAGGCCUGGGGUUAUUGAGUAUUGUCGCAAUAUGCCUAGGGAACAUUGGUCCAGCGCGUUCUUCACUGGCUGUAGAUUUGGUCAGACUACAUCAAGCGUUGCUGAGUCCUUCAAUAAUUGGAUUCGGAAAGAGAAGAGGUUGCCUGCCUGCGCCCUCGUUGACAUGAUCAGGUUACGCGUUAUGGAGUUGAUGAAUGAACGUCGUGAAAUGAGUCUUUUGAUGGACCCAGAGAAGCUCACUCCUACCUACGAGGCGCUACUUAAAGAACAUAUUCAAAUUGGUCGAGUUUGGAAUGUUACUCAGUCAUCUGCGUAUGAGUAUGAGAUUCAUUCGCCUAGGUCUCACACUGUUGAUCUGCCGAACAAGACUUGCACCUGCCAAAUAUGGCGUGUUUAUGGUUUUCCAUGCUCUCAUGCUACAGCAGCUAUUUCUGCCAAGGGUGAUCGAUACGUAGAUUAUAUCGAAGACUACUUCAAAGUUACAAAUUUUCAGCAGCUGUAUUCAAUUGCUAUCAGACCAAUCCCCAACUACAACAGGCCAGAGCAGUAUCUUCCAGAGAAUACUAUUUUUCCACCCCAUCCACGAGUUCCACCAGGUAGGCCAAAGGGAAAUCGUAUCAAGAAUGCAUGGGAGAAAGAUAGGAAGUCCGUCCGUUGUUCCAACUGCAAGAAGAAAACUCACCACAACAAGGCAACGUGCACUGUCAUUCCUUCAUACCCAUGA